Aspergillus oryzae RIB40 is the source of this 3576-nucleotide messenger RNA. RefSeq names its product putative DUF221 domain protein. The record is from RefSeq and is a predicted model, not a curated record. Gene Ontology annotation, molecular function: calcium-activated cation channel activity. Bases 1 to 3576 code for a protein of 1191 amino acids. The transcript has 3 exons. Gene Ontology annotation, cellular component: plasma membrane. NCBI's taxonomy places the organism in Eukaryota, Fungi, Ascomycota, Eurotiomycetes, Eurotiales, Aspergillaceae.
AUGGCCCAAGACCUGGGAUCAGCCCUCGAACACGCCGGUGGCGCUGGUCAAAAGAGUGAGGGUAUCGCAAUCAACACUUUUCUCGCGUCUUUAGCUACUGCGAUCGUCAUCUUCGCAGUGGAAUUCUUACUCUUUUUGCUUCUCAAAUCGAAGCUCACCCGCAUCUACCAACCUAGAACCUACCUUGUCCCGGACAGAGAGCGUACCGAACCCUCCCCACCUGGUCUUUUCCGAUGGAUUGUGCCUGUAUUUCGUACCUCUAGUACUGAGUUCAUACAAAAAUGUGGUCUGGAUGCAUACUUCUUUUUGCGAUACCUGCGCAUGCUUCUCAAGAUUUUCGUGCCUCUGGGUUGCAUCAUAUUACCAGUUCUGCUACCUUUGAAUAAAGCUGGCGGUAAAGACCAACAUUAUAAAAACGGAACUGAAACUGGCGGCACAUGGAAUGUUACUGGUCUGGAUCAACUUGCCUGGGGCAAUGUAACCCCAGAGAACACCAGCCGUUACUGGGGACACUUGAUCAUGGCUAUCAUCACCAUUGUCUACGUAUGCGCUGUGUUUUAUGACGAGCUGAGAAAUUAUAUACGCUUACGACAAGCCUACUUGACAUCUCCCCAGCACCGUCUACGAGCCUCUGCGACGACAGUUCUGGUGACAGCAAUCCCGGAAAGGUGGCUCACAUUGGAUGCUCUCGAUUCACUUUUUGAUGUCUUCCCUGGUGGCGUUCGCAACAUCUGGAUCAACCGCAACUUCGAUGAUCUCAACGAAAAAGUGAAGCUGCGGGAUGCGUUGGCUCUAAAACUUGAGGCUGCAGAGACAGACUUGGUAAUUAAAUGCAAGAAAGCUCAGUUGAAACAGGCGAAAGCCGAAGCGAAAAAGUCUGGGGUUAAAGCAAGAAAGACUGCCAAAGAGGAGCAGCAGGAUACGGACAGGAAAGCUUCACUGAUGGCUAUGGAUGCUGGUAUCAGUUCUGGUGACCCACACCAAGCGCACACUCUCGCUCAGGUCUUGCAUCAUGAUGGCUCAGAGGAUCAUACUGCGCCAGGGAAACGAAGAAGACUGAACCCCUUUGACCCCGCCAAGGAGGCCGCAGGAGCCGUCGGUCAUGGUGUGGGCAAGCUAGGAAAGUCCGUCCUUGAAGGCUUUAAGAAGGUUGAAGGUGGAAUAGAUGGAAAGUUGGCUCGAUCUGGUGGUUUUGUACCAGACGCCUCGAUUACUCAUCGGGACGGCUCGCGCUCACUAGAUUACCCUCGAUCUGAGUCAGAUAGCGUGGAUGUUGCAGACUGUUCGCAAGCGCGCACAAAUGGCACAACUUCGGGCGUUCCAGACGCGGCUGGAUCCAAAUCUAAACGGCCUUUCUGGAAGAGUACAGGAUCAAGCAAUUCUAAACUGAGCCACAGGAGCGAGCCUGACGAGUUUCCUUUAACGCAACGCGAAAGCAGCUCGAUUGAUGGAGAGAGGAACGAUGCACCGAUAGAGGAAGAGAAAAGUGAGAGGGAUAAACGAAGAACUCGGACCGAGGGCGAACAAUUGGAAGGUGAGGAAUAUCCCGUCGCCUACAACGAGGACUUCGACAAUGAGGACUUCGGAGAACCUCUUUGGAAGAAAUAUAUUAGGCCAAAGGACCGUGAUACCAUGCGACUACCGAUCUUUGGUCUUAGUUGGAUGCCCUCCCUCCCGCUUAUAGGCAAGAAGGUAGACACUAUCGAUUACUGCCGGAAAGAAGUGGCUCGUUUGAACUUAGAAAUCGAGGUUGAUCAACAAACCCCCGAGAAAUUCCCCCUGAUGAAUUCUGCCUUCAUUCAAUUCAAUCACCAGGUGGCUGCACAUAUGGCUUGUCAAGCAGUCAGUCAUCAUGUCCCCAAACAGAUGGCUCCUCGCAUUGUGGAAAUUUCUCCAGACGACGUAAUUUGGGACAACAUGUCCAUCAGAUGGUGGGAACGCUACCUGCGAACUUUUGGUAUUAUGGCCAUCGUCUGCGCGAUGGUGGUCGGGUGGGCUUUCCCUGUGGCCUUCACUGGUUUACUGUCCCAGCUGUCGUACUUGGAAGAAGCGUUUACGUGGCUUAAAUGGAUUUCCAAAUUGCCAGAAUGGGUUAUCUCUGCUGUGCAAGGUAUUCUGCCUGCGCUGUUUUUGGCCAUUCUGAUGGCUGUGUUACCUUUAAUCCUCCGGUUCCUUUGUCGGACCCAGGGCGUCCAUACAGGUAUGGCCGUUGAGCUCACAGUUCAGAACUAUUAUUUCGCGUUCCUGUUCGUUCAGCUAUUUCUGGUCGUCGCAAUCUCGUCCAGUUUUUCAACCAUCAUCAGUAACGUCACGAAUGUCACGAGCUGGCCUCAACUGCUUGCGGAGAACAUUCCUCUUUCUAGCAAUUAUUUCUUUUCAUACAUGAUUCUUCAGGCAAUGUCGGUGAGUGCUGGUGCGUUGGUCCAGGUCGUGAACUUGGUAAGCUGGUUUAUCCUUGGACCCUUGCUCGACACGACGGCCCGGACAAAAUGGGCCCGGACUACGAAUUUGAACCAGAUGCAGUGGGGAACUUUCUUUCCGGUGUAUACCACACUGGCAUCCAUAGGACUGAUUUACUGUGUUAUCUCGCCUCUUAUCCUUGUGUUCAAUGUAAUCACGUUCGGCCUAUUUUGGUUCGUUUAUCGGUAUAACACGCUAUAUGUCACCAAAUUUCGCUUUGACACCGGUGGAUUACUUUUCCCUAAGGCGAUCAACCAGUUGUUCACGGGCAUAUAUUUUAUGGAAGUCUGCCUAAUCGGUCUAUUCUUUUUGGUUCGUGACGUGCAGGGCACGGUUGCCUGCAAGGGCCAAGCCAUAUGCAUGAUUGUCGUUCUUAUCCUCACAGUCGGAUACCAACUUCUGCUGAAUGAUGCCUUCGGCCCCCUGAUCCGUUAUCUACCAAUUACGUUGGAGGAUGAGGCGGUGCGUCGGGAUGAGGAGUUUGAGCGUGCCCAACGUGUCCGGCUUGGAUUGCUUCAGGAUGAUGAAUUGAACUCUGACAAAGGUCAACAGUCAGGCCACGAAGAACAUAGGGGCCGCCAGACGGAUCGAGCAACUCAUGAUAUCGAGCUCAAGGAUAUUGAAGCUAGCAUGGAGCGAGGUACUGAGGCCCAGGCCAGGCGGCCUAGUCUCGGGCCUAAGCGUCAGUCUUGGACUGACAGAUCUUCACGUGGACGGUCGAAGUAUUUCGGGGCCAACUCCGACAGCUCGGUCCCGACGGUGCAGCAAAUUCGUGAGAAGGUAGCGGAGGAUGCUGAAGCCCAAGGCGCUCCUACCAAUCAAGUGGGCCCAGCCCUAUUUGCUGGGAUCCAUGACGAGCUGGAAGAUCUCACGCCGGAAGAACGUGACCAGCUAGUUCAGCGAGCCUUCCAGCACGAUGCGCUGCGAGCCAAGCGUCCCGUGAUCUGGAUUCCGCGGGACGACCUUGGAGUCAGUGAUGACGAAGUGUACCGGACUCAACGGUUCAGCAAACACAUCUGGAUCAGCAACGAGUACCAGGCAUUGGACGGCAAGUGCCGCACGAUCUUCAGUCGCAGUCCGCCGGACUUUUCGGAAGUGGAUCUCAUCCAGUUAUGA